Messenger RNA from Diplodia corticola, 285 nucleotides. RefSeq lists its product as uncharacterized. The coding region runs from base 1 to 285 and encodes 94 amino acids. The record is from RefSeq and is a predicted model, not a curated record. Lineage: Eukaryota; Fungi; Ascomycota; Dothideomycetes; Botryosphaeriales; Botryosphaeriaceae. The transcript has 2 exons.
AUGCCACACGCACCUGCUCAUUCGUGCGCCAUCCCCACGCGCUCCCAGCGCCUGGGCUUGCCACUGGACCAGAACCGGUCGCCUGCCCGCAGCCAGAAGCAGGGCUGGCUGGGCGCUGCGGAAAUGCAAUGGGAGAUCGUCAUCACGCAGACGACGACGGAUCACCACCGCACGCCCUGCAAAUGGCCCGCCUUCCGCUCCUCGCGCACCCGCCCGCCGCCGUCAGCGAGCACCGAUGCCAUUCUUCACACGCGAACCGAGGGAUCGGCGACUGCUCGCAAAUGA